Molecule: messenger RNA, 1102 nt
Organism: Anoplopoma fimbria (sablefish)
Lineage: Eukaryota; Metazoa; Chordata; Actinopteri; Perciformes; Anoplopomatidae
Gene: mtres1
Product: mitochondrial transcription rescue factor 1
Exons: 4
Coding region: 120-866 (248 amino acids)
Source: RefSeq, a predicted model, not a curated record
ACACGUGGUGUGUUGCACGUGGAGUGAAAUGACGAGUCCACGAGCUCAAUGUAGAGAAGUCACGUUUAAGAUGGCGAGCUCGGUUUAAACUCUAGCCUGAUGAAAUGAAAUGAGUCCCAAUGAAGCAGAGACAUGCUUCACAUAACUUGACUGGGUGGAGUGACAACAUGCAGAGUUUGGUGGUGCAGGCACUUGCCAUGAGGCAGCUAGGGCGGUUGAACCCCCGCCACCUGCUGGCUGCUGGGUAUGGACUGAGGCAGACCGAGUGGUGUCCCAGGACCAUCCACACACGCCAGCUGUGGGGCUGCUCUGCUCUCCCGGCUCUCGGCUGUCACAGGCCCGCUCUCCGUGGCAGGGACGCCGUCAGGGGCUGGUCCGUCCACCAUCUGAGGUUUAAAAGCACUAAGAAGAAAGGCACAGCGAGGACAGCACAGGAGGAAGAGGAAGAGGAGGAGGAAGAGGAUAAAAAAAAGGACCCUGAGGACAGCGAUUAUGAAGAUGAGGUGGAUGAGAACCCAAAUCUACCAAAGGACUAUAAAGACAUGGAGAAAUAUGUGCAGUCCUUUCGCUAUGAUGUCAUCAUGAGGGCUGGCCUGGACAUGGCACGCAAUAAAAUUGAGGACGCCUUCUACAACAGCAAGCUCAGGCUAAACGGACAGAAACUCAUCAAGAAAAGUAAAACGGUGAAAGUCGGGGACACCUUGGACCUGGUUCUGUCGGAGAACAGGGAAACAAACACCGUCACUCUGAUGAGAGUCAUCCUCCAGAGGGUUCUGGGAGAAUCCAAUAACGCAGAAAAGUACAAGGUUGCCAUAAGGCGCUGGAAAAGUCUCGAGCUUGCCAACGAUGAGGCCAUUAAGCCAUGAACUUGGAAUAGGACAUUGUUGACUGGGAUACCAUUUGCCAGAGAAGGCGACAGCAGCAGCAGCAGAAAUGAACGCCACCAAAUGAGUGGCGUUUGAGUGAUCUCCAUAAAGUUGGAUCUCUAAUGGAUUGUAGAGGUCAACAGUUCUCUGUGGUUGUAGACAUUACGCAGUUGUCUGGGAGAUAGAUUUAGAGUGUUUACCUUUCCCCACUAUACUGUGUGACUCCUCAAAUAAAG